GGAAAGCCGGUUGCUGCCGGAGUGAGGAAGAAAGGGAGGGAGCCUAACACGGAAGCGGUGGCAGCGUCUGGGAAGCUGGUGGAGGCGGUCAGAGACGGGAAGUCUGCGCCGUGGGGUUGGCGCAUGCUGAAAGACAUCCGCCUCGUGGGAUCUACCUGAAGUGAAUGAAUGGCUGGGCCUCCCUUCUCAGCGAAAAUCCAGAGCGCUAGCGACGGUGAUGGCGGCAGUUACUCCGACAGCCCCAGUUAAACUGCGCUCUGGGAGAUACAUCCAGAAAGUGCCCAGAAGAACCUUCCUGCUAGAAAAACUGAAAAAGCAGUACUUAUAACACUGGAAUUUGUGGAUCAUUCGCUAAAAUGGCAGAAAAUAGUGAAAAUAAUAGUAAAAAUGUAGAUGUAAGACCCAAAACUAGUCGAAGUAGAAGUGCUGACAGAAAGGAUGGUUAUGUGUGGAGUGGAAAAAAGUUAUCUUGGUCAAAAAAGAGUGAAAAUUGUUCAGAUGCUGAAGCAGUGAAUACUAUAGAAAAAGCUGAAGUUCCUUUAAGGAGCCAAGAAAGAAAACACAGCUGUUCAUCCAUCGAGUUAGAUUUAGAUCAUUCCUGUGGGCAUAGAUUUUUAGGCCGAUCUCUUAAACAGAAACUACAAGAUGCUGUGGGACAGUGUUUUCCAAUAAAGAAUUGUAGUAGUCGGCACUCUUCAGGGCUCCCAUCUAAAAGAAAAAUUCAUAUCAGUGAACUCAUGUUAGAUAAGUGUCCUUUCCCACCUCGAUCUGAUUUAGCCUUUAGGUGGCAUUUUAUUAAACGACACACUGCUCCUAUAAAUCCCAAUUCAGAUGAAUGGGCAAGCACAGACUUAUCUCAGAGUGACUUAAGGGAUGGUCAACUAAAACAAAGAAGAAAUGUGGAAGAAGAGAUAAACUGUUUCUCACACACCAAUGCUCAACCCUGUGUCAUAACCAACAACACCACUUUGUGUAGAGGUAGUCCCAUGGCUGAUUCUGUGAUGAACCUGGUUUCAAAUAAUAGUGUAGAAGAUAGUGAUAUGGAUUCAGAUGAUGAAAUUAUAACACUUUGCACAAGUUCCAGGAAGAGAAACAAACCCAAGUGGGAAGUGGAUGAAGAACUCUUGCAGUUGGAAACACCACCCAAAUACCAUACCCAGAUUGAUUAUGUCCACCGUCUUGUACCAGACCUCCUUCAAAUCAAUAACAAUCCAUGUUACUGGGGAGUUAUGGAUAAAUAUGCAGCUGAAGCUCUACUAGAAGGAAAACCAGAGGGUACGUUUUUACUUCGAGACUCUGCACAGGAAGACUAUUUAUUCUCUGUUAGUUUUAGACGUUAUAGUCGUUCUCUUCAUGCUAGAAUUGAACAGUGGAAUCACAACUUUAGCUUUGAUGCACAUGAUCCUUGUGUCUUCCAUUCUCCUGACAUUACUGGGCUCCUGGAACAUUAUAAGGACCCAAGUGCCUGUAUGUUCUUUGAACCACUUUUAUCCACUCCUUUGAUUCGGACUUUCCCCUUUUCCCUACAGCAUAUAUGCAGAACAGUGAUUUGUAACUGUACAACUUAUGAUGGCAUUGAUGCCCUUCCAAUUCCUUCUUCUAUGAAAUUAUAUCUGAAGGAAUAUCACUAUAAAUCAAAAGUAAGAGUACUCAGGAUUGAUGCACCAGAACAGUGCUAGAAAAGAGAUAGGUGUGCUGGAAUGAUUUAUAUACAUAUUUUCAUUUAACAUUUUAUUUUUCUUAAUGCCACUUUGACUUUUUCUACAAGGGCAGUUGAAGAAAUUUCUGUCCUGAAUUUUCCUUCCAGAUCAGUUUAUUUUUCUCAUGCUACACUGAUUAUAUAAAGUUAUACUUAACUAAGGAUUAAUGAAUAUUUUUGACUAGGUGUUUAGAUUUUGUUUUUAUCAUAUAGAUUGUAUUCUUAAUUUUUUUCUUAAUGGUAAUAUGCAGCGAUCCAAGAAUAUUUGAAACUUGGUAGGCACUGCAAGCACAGUUGAAUAAUCUGUAUUUCAUACUUUUCUUUAAUGUAAAAUGCUUUCUUGUUAAUCUAUCCAUUAGCACUUCUAUACAUAAAAUAUAGUUUUCCCAUACACACUCUUUAGAAUUGUUUUAAAAUUCUUGAGUAAAGCUAAGUGUUGUAAUUCACAAAUGUAUUAAUGUGAUUGACUUGUAAUUUACUAAUAAGGAUCUUAAAGGUAACAAAAUAUCUUAAAAUCAGACUUGAUUGUUUUUAAAUAAUAACUUAUAAACAGGAUUACUAUAUUGGAUCUGGUCAGUAGAAUCAAAUGAAAAUUAUCAUUUUGCAGACAUUAAUUUUUAUAUAAUGUGGCAGGGUCAUUUGUUACUUUUCUUGAAUAGAUGUUUAUCAACCUUGAAGUUAGCAUCUUCAGAACAUAAAUAUUGUUCCUUUACUACUUGAAGUUUCAAAAAUAACUGUUACUGACUAGUAGUUACUAAUGUACUAAAGCAAUGGUGAGGUUUUUCCCUAUUUACUUAUGAACUGUUACUUCUGCUUAGCCCUUUUAUAGAAACUCUGUGCCUGUUCCUUUGGGAAGAAGCCACGGUUUUCCGUAAAGUACCUAAGCAGUAUUAAAAUACCUAAUCAGUAUUUUAAGUUGAGUAAAGAUUCAAAAAAUAAACAUGGACUUAAUUAUUUAGGAAGUUUAAUAUGGUAUUUGAUCUUCAAGUUUCAAAUAAUUAUUCCUGUCUUCAGAAUUAACAUGUCUUCAUAGUGACUUGAAAAAAAGAAAAACCUUUUGAAAGCUUCAUGGCUUAUAACAAACAGAACAACACUGGGCACAGGGUAACAUUUUAAGUUUACUAACCCAACAACAGGGAAGCAUUUUUAGAAACAUCAUUAGCCCGAUAUAAUAAAGAUUAAUGGAGUGAUAUCCAACCCCUCUUUUUUUAAAGAAUCGAUAAUUCCCUGGACAGAUGUUUCUUCUGGUGAGCCGUCUAUUCCUUUGUACUAAUUGGCAUUUUUAAUAUUAUAGUCAAUUGAUUUCUUGAUGCUAGUUUAGCUCAUGUAGGAAGCUGGUUCUACGCGGAAGAAAUUUGCCUCAAAUUUCUAAGUUAGAACAAAUGUUUCUUGAGUAUUGUUGCUUUUAUGUUGAAGUGUCACUUCCAUUCCUGUAGUUUUGGAGUUAACAAAGAUAGCUCUUUUCAAUAAUAACUUUAAAGUAAGUUGUUAAUAACAAAAUUGAAACAAGGAAGUCUCUGUUACUAUUAUGUUUUGCAUUUUUCUCCUCAGUGAUCUCAAGACUGUCUUGACUCCAGUGAGAGGUAGCUACUAAAGCGGCAUAUCUCAUCAAUAAAGAGGCUCAGAAUAUAGCCACUGUCAGGAAAAAUAUAUCUUCUAAAUAUGAGAUUUCCCUUUUGUAAAAGUAGAUAGUCUCAUACUACCUCAUCUUUAUUCUGACACUUUUGUAGAUCACUGAGUUUAUGUUAAUAACCUAACACUUCCUAAAUAUCCAUCUUUGGUGUAAGAAAUUUAGUAUUAUGGUAAGAUUACCCGUAAUUAUAGUUUAUCAGAUUUUGAUAAUAAGACUUUCUGUUUCUGUGAAACAUUAUUUUAAAUAUUUUUCUUUUAAAAACAAUUUUUUAUUAGUACAGGAAAACCUAAGGAAUGACUAGCUUACGAAUAUUCUGUUAAAGGGUAAUUUUAUAAAGGAAAAUGAAAUUAUGUUGUCUUUUAUAAUGGUAAAAAUUUGGUGUUUAUAUGAAAAUCAAGAUCUAAGUAGCUUUUUGUAUAUUCAGACUAGUUGCUUAUGAUAUAUUUUCAAUGGCUUUCUUACUUUCUCAACUUCAACUUCAAGGUAUUAAAUAAUUGCAACUGUCAUAUACAGCCUUGAAGUAGAUCUAAUAAAUGAGCAAGAAGGAGAUUCA
Molecule: messenger RNA, 3885 nt
Organism: Condylura cristata (star-nosed mole)
Lineage: Eukaryota; Metazoa; Chordata; Mammalia; Eulipotyphla; Talpidae
Gene: SOCS4
Product: suppressor of cytokine signaling 4
Exons: 2
Coding region: 357-1679 (440 amino acids)
Biological process (GO): positive regulation of proteasomal ubiquitin-dependent protein catabolic process; phosphatidylinositol phosphate biosynthetic process; intracellular signal transduction
Cellular component (GO): phosphatidylinositol 3-kinase complex
Molecular function (GO): 1-phosphatidylinositol-3-kinase regulator activity
Source: RefSeq, a predicted model, not a curated record